UCUUGUCGUUUGCAGUUUGUAUCACUGAAACAAAACAAAAGCGAGGGAAAAAGACCGGCUGGCGGCUCUCUUCAUCGCCGGUAACCUCUUCGACGGCUUCCGCUCUCCGCUGUCGUCGUGUCUAAUUACGGUGAUUUUCCAACUCGGAAGUGAAAGGCCAUCAGCUUUAACCUUUUCACGCUUAUAGUAAUCACUUAACUAUAUCUCUUCCUCUCUCCACCGCCGCUGCCUCCGCCGCUUCUUGUUAUUUUUUCAUAAGCAGAAAUGGAAUUCGUGAGCCCUGAAGGACUGCGUCUAGAUGGAAGACGUCCCAUGGAAAUGAGGCAACUACGAGCACAGAUUGGUGCUGUUUCCAAAGCAGAUGGUUCUGCUGUUUUUGAGAUGGGUAACACCAAAGUGAUUGCUGCUGUUUAUGGACCAAGAGAGGUCCAAAAUAGAAGUCAACAGAUGAACGACCAGGCAUUGGUGCGCUGUGAGUACACCAUGGCUAAUUUCAGCACCGGAGAUCGCAUGAGAAAACCAAAGGGUGAUAGACGAUCAACUGAAAUUUCCUUAGUUAUUCGUCAGACUAUGGAAGAAUGCAUACUUACGCACUUGAUGCCUCGCUCUCAGAUAGAUAUCUAUGUACAAGUUCUCCAAGCAGAUGGAGGAACUAGAUCUGCAUGCAUCAAUGCUGCAACCUUGGCCCUAGCAGAUGCUGGAAUCCCUAUGCGUGAUCUUGUCACUUCUUGUAGCGCUGGAUAUCUUAAUAGCACUCCUCUACUUGAUCUGAACUAUGUUGAAGACAGUGCUGGAGGGCCAGAUGUAACUGUUGGAAUCUUAACUAAGUUGGACAAAGUAACUCUUCUUCAGAUGGAUGCUAAGUUGCCAAUUGAUAUUUUUGAAAAUGUUAUGCAACUUGCUGCUGAGGGCUGCAAGGCAAUAGCAAAUUAUAUACGAGAAGUGUUGCAGGAGAAUACUAAACAAUUGGAAUAUCGAAGAGGCUUGUAGUUUGUAUUUAGUAAGAACUCAAAAACUCAUUGCCUGAAAAUGCCUGCGGGGUAAAUGAUUUUCCGAGUUACGCUUAGCCUUACUGCCAUUACUAUGGUUUAAGAAAUUAAGUCUGAUCAAUUUUGAACUUUGUUGACAGUUUAGCAUUUUAUGUAGCCAUUUUUUUAGUUAAUGGUAUAAAUGACGAACAUUUUUGACAA
Messenger RNA from Mercurialis annua (annual mercury), 1190 nucleotides. Its product is annotated as exosome complex component RRP41 homolog. The transcript is spliced from 11 exons. Gene Ontology annotation, cellular component: nuclear exosome (RNase complex); cytoplasmic exosome (RNase complex); nucleolus. The record is from RefSeq and is a predicted model, not a curated record. Lineage: Eukaryota; Viridiplantae; Streptophyta; Magnoliopsida; Malpighiales; Euphorbiaceae. The coding region runs from base 265 to 990 and encodes 241 amino acids. Gene Ontology annotation, biological process: rRNA catabolic process; nuclear mRNA surveillance; poly(A)-dependent snoRNA 3'-end processing.